CUCCACAAGAAUCAGACUCAAACAACAACUUCACAACUUUGAUCUGAAAUGAGUUUUCAAAAGGGUGUCGUCGUGUUUCUUCCAAUCCUUCUUUCAUUAGUGUUGCUACAUCACCUUUUUCUCACUUCUGUCGUAAGUGCUCAAAGUGAAAAUCUCACACGUCGCCUGCUUUCUAUAGAAGAUGAUGAAUUUGAUACUGAAGCACAGUGUCCGGCAGAUACUCAAACUGAGAACGCAUUACAAACCGAUGCAGAAAUACAAAAGACUCAAAGUGAACUUCACACUUCUUUAUUGCUAUCACCAAGUCAAAGUCAGAAGAAUGCACCAAACGAUUCCAAUAUUGAAGUAAACAGUAUUAUCAGUGAUCCUUACAUUCCUCCAUUUCCACCAACAAUUCAAAUGGAGAGCGAUGUGUCCAUCAAUUCCAAUCUUGAAGUCAAUUCCAAUCCUGAAGUGCAAAGGACUAAGGAAUCUGCAUCCAACGAUAGAGUGCUCCACGAUGAACUUUAAUAUAAAUAUUACUGUUCUUAUCAAAUAUUUGACGGAGGUGGAUGAAAAAUUUUCUAUAGCCAAAGCAUUUAUUUUAGUAUUAAAUACAAAGGUGCAGCGUCACUCAUGUGGGAGAAGUGUGUAUUUAUUUUUUAUUAAUAUUUAAAUAAUUUUUUAAUAAGGGUAAUUUUUUAUCUACCA
Molecule: messenger RNA, 690 nt
Organism: Vigna umbellata (rice bean)
Lineage: Eukaryota; Viridiplantae; Streptophyta; Magnoliopsida; Fabales; Fabaceae
Source: RefSeq, a predicted model, not a curated record